CCCUUUUCCAUUGUUAUUGGUAUAGGAUCACUUCAGCUGCAAAUAAGUGUUGCUCAACGUGUCAAAACAUGGCAGAAAAUAGAAAGAGAGAUUCACAGAAGAUGAGAAAUAUUACAAAGGUAUCUAAGGAUCUGACAGAAACAUCACCCCUGUUGCAAACAUCUGAUGAAAGUAGCAGUCAGAACAGUGACACUGUUAAUAGUGUGAGUGGCUGUAGAGCCUCAUGUGCCAGACGUCCAUUCCCCCAAGGAAAAGGAUUGCUGUUGUUAUUGUUCGUUUACUUUGUUGAGAGUUUUGCCUUUUAUUGUGCGACCAAGAGCAUUCGGGAGCUACUCUUCAAGGAUGAAACCAGUCAGGCCCGGGGGAGUUUUCUAUUCUCACUUGUGUACAACACUCUUGGUCGUCUCUUUUAUCCAUUUGCUGGUGUUUUAGCAGAUACGUUUUGGGGCAGAUACAAGGUUAUCAAAUUUGGGCUGUGGCUAAUUGCAUUUGCAUUAGGCUUCAUUUGCAUUAACCUUUCUAUAAUCGAUGAUGUGACUGAACCAGUUGGCGGGAUAUUUCUACCAAUCAUAUGCAUUUUAUUGGUUGCUAUUGGUUCUGCAUGUGUUGAGGUCAAUGCUAUUUCCUUUGGGGUUGACCAGUUGCCACAAGGUUGCACAUCAGAUCAGAUAAGCUCUUACUUUCUAUGGUAUUAUUUCGCUCGAAAUGCCAGCUCCUUGUUGGGAGUUAUUGCAUUUUUAAUGCUACAAGUUGUCCCACUUUUUUUCCCCUUCGAAAAAGACUAUUACUACUACAAAGGUCUUAAAGUACUGAUGAAAUCAGUUGAUAUACACUACAAGACUCUAAUAGUUAUCUUAAUAGCAGCUAGUGCUAUCGUUUGCAGUCUGCUUUUGCAUAUUUUCAAACAUAAUUGGUACUUCAAGAAUUCCCAACGUGAAAACCCUGUCAAGACAAUUAUUAACGUCAGUUGGUACAGUUUAACUGUGAAGAGACACCUUCCCGUUUACAGGAGAACAUUUCGCUACGGAGAAGCUAGACAGCCUCGAAUUGAGCUGGCAAAAAAGGAAUUUGAUGGGAUCUUUGAGGCUGAAGAGGUUGAGAAUGUGAAGUCCUUCUAUCAAAUCCUGUUUCUCAUAUUAUCUCUGGGGGGAUUUUUGAUAUGUAAUGGUGGGGCCCUAUCAAUCCUCCCGUAUCAGUUUGAAGACAUUACGGAGGAGCUGAGCAAAUCAUACUACAGUAUUGCUUUUUAUCUAAACGAUUUGGUCAAUACUGUUACCAUUGUUAUAUUCAUUCCACUCUUCAACCAUGUGGCCUUGCCUUUCCUCCCUCUUUUGAGCAUGUCCUUAAAAUUCAGGAUGAUAAUUGGUCUAGUUCUUAACCUAAUAGCAACUCUAACAGCUGUAUUUAUCGAAAUAACUGUGGAGAUUGACAGGAAUGAUUCUGGAAACGAAAAGUUGAUCUGGCUCCUUCUGCCUGCUAUUGUAUUUUCGGUGGCAGAGACUCUCACCAUCGUCUCCUGUUUGGAAUUCAUUUAUGCUCAAGCUCCAGAGCCCAUGAAAGGACUUCUAACUGGACUCUUCUACUUCAUGUUUGGAGUAUUCGGUGGUAUCUCCAACAUUGUGUUCUACUACUUCCCUUUCAGUCGUCAAAAAGUGGACAAAAUUAACUACAUUUUAUGGUUUUACGUCUUGCUCACAAUCGUUGCUGCUCUAGGAUUCCUGAUGUAUGUAAUUGUCAUGUGGUUUUAUCGAAACCGCCGCAGACCAGCUGUGGAUGAAGAGGAUUUGACAAACAGACUAUAUGCACAAAAUGUGUAUUUUCCACAAAACGUGUCUACUGUUGUCAAGUGAUUUUCAUGUGAUUUUUUUACCCUUUUCAGUUUUGCUUGCUAUAAUUAUUUGCUGAAAUUUAAUGAUUAAACAUUG
Messenger RNA from Halichondria panicea, 1925 nucleotides. RefSeq names its product solute carrier family 15 member 4-like. The coding region runs from base 69 to 1850 and encodes 593 amino acids. NCBI's taxonomy places the organism in Eukaryota, Metazoa, Porifera, Demospongiae, Suberitida, Halichondriidae. Gene Ontology annotation, cellular component: membrane. The record is from RefSeq and is a predicted model, not a curated record. Gene Ontology annotation, molecular function: transmembrane transporter activity. The transcript is spliced from 3 exons. Gene Ontology annotation, biological process: transmembrane transport.